Melanotaenia boesemani (Boeseman's rainbowfish) is the source of this 1933-nucleotide messenger RNA. RefSeq names its product zinc finger protein 239-like. The coding region runs from base 164 to 931 and encodes 255 amino acids. The record is from RefSeq and is a predicted model, not a curated record. Gene Ontology annotation, biological process: regulation of transcription by RNA polymerase II. NCBI's taxonomy places the organism in Eukaryota, Metazoa, Chordata, Actinopteri, Atheriniformes, Melanotaeniidae. Gene Ontology annotation, molecular function: RNA polymerase II cis-regulatory region sequence-specific DNA binding; DNA-binding transcription factor activity, RNA polymerase II-specific. The transcript has 2 exons.
AUUCUUUCUGUUCAUACCUUCUUUUUUUUCUAUCUUGGUGCGUUAGCCUCGGGAAUCCUGGAGCUCGUUUUUCCCAGCUACCCUGAACGCAGCAGCAGAUUGGGAGCUUUGUGAUCUCCUCGUGCCUUCAGUCUUUCAGUCGGAGCGGAGAGCUGCUGGACUUAUGGACCAGGACCAGACCAGGACCGGAAUGGAGAAACAGAACCAGGACCUGAGCCCGUCCACCGGGACCAAAGCAGGACCGUCCUCUGGUCCCUCCGGUCUACAGGAACAGGAAGGAAGGAACGGAGUGAAGCAUCACGGUUGUCAGCACUGUGGAAAAAGCUUCAAGUCAUCCAGCAGUCUGAAAGCACAUCAGAUCGUUCACAGUGAGGAGAGACCCUACAGCUGUGGAGAGUGUGGAGCAACUUUCAAACUCCGAAAUACCCUCAAACUCCACCAACGUAUUCACACUGGAGAGAGACCCUACAGCUGUGGAGAGUGUGGAGCAGCCUUCAUCAUGUCCAGUAGCCUGAGAAAUCACCAGAGAAUUCACACGGGAGAGAAACCAUACAGAUGUGAUGAAUGUGGGAAAGACUUCAACCAAUCAAGUGCUCUGAGGACCCAUAAACGCACCCACACGGGAGAGAAGCCUUAUAGGUGUGACCACUGUGGAAAAUCUUUCGCACAUUUAGGGAGUCUAACGAGCCACAUGAAUCUUCACACUGGAGAGAAACGAUUCUGCUGUGAACACUGUGGGAAAACGUUUACUACAGCGAGAGCUCUGAUAAAACACGAGCGUGUUCACACCGGUUAUAAAUGUGACCGAUGUGGAGACGUUCUCAGCUCUGCUCUCGAUUUAACCAAUCACAGACGUGUUCACAAGUGGAGAGAUGCAGUGAAGUCCACUGCAAACAAAGCUUUUAAUGCUGGAAGGAACCUGGACCAGUAGGUACAGUGUGGACAGACUCAGAAACCUCAAGAAAACUGCGUCCUGAGCUGCUUCAUCCAUCUGCAGCAGUGUAGGAGGAGGUGAUGCUGUAACCAUGGUGACCAAUAAGAGCUUGUGGCUGUAAUGCUGAUUGGUUCCCUUUCAUUUAGAAAACAGGAGCUUUUAUUCCCCUUUAACUUGUCCUGAGGUCCAGGUUCAUGUUGGCUCAUGAUGUGAAGGUUUACAGGUGCUCAAGAAUCCAGCCACAUUCUUCUGUUUGUCUUGAGAUGAAAUUGUUUUAUGCUUCAGGUUUGCUGACUUCUGAACUUGUUUCUCCUGGAAAAGCAAGCGGCCUACAGAAAGAGUUGGUAAAAUGUGGAAAGUCUUAACUUGACAGAAUGAAAAACACCAUUGUGUUGUGACCAGUGAUGGAGUACCGGCGUUAAAAUAAAGGACCUUACUUUUCCAGUAACGGUAAUCUAACUAACGACUCUUUCCAUGGUUACACCGUUACCGAGGAUAAAACGGUACCGACUGCGCGUUACUAUCGUAAGAUAAGAUUAGUUUCUGUUUUGGGUGGACAGAAGUUUCUCCUCUGCUGGGACUAUUUUGUGCUGCUGCUACAGUGGAGAGGAGGUGGAAGGAUACGCUUGAACCUGGAGAAUAAAUUCCGUGUUUGAGUGGAAGAGUUGCCGUCUUGUGUUGUGAGCAGGUGCAAACUAAGAAUAAAGCAGCAUCAUAUGUUCCAGCCGGAGCCCCCGUGGUCACGGAGGACAGGCCCGCAGGCCAAGAUCGGCAGCCGCCAACCCGACCGGCACCGGCCAUGCAGGGCGGCCAGAGUGAAAGGUCCGGGCCUUACUCUGGUUCCUGGGGCGGGAUGGGCUUUGUUUUUCAGCUGUUCUUAUGUCUGACAUUUUUAUUUGUUUUUCUUUUUGUAUCUUGAUUUUACUCGUGUUCAGAACUUUGUUCAGCUGUGGUUGUUUUUAAGUGCUUUAUAAAUAAAGUUGCUAUGGUAAUACUGUG